This is a messenger RNA of Salvelinus namaycush (lake trout), 2595 nucleotides long. It is a transcript of the gene adgrd1, whose product is annotated as adhesion G protein-coupled receptor D1. NCBI's taxonomy places the organism in Eukaryota, Metazoa, Chordata, Actinopteri, Salmoniformes, Salmonidae. Gene Ontology annotation, molecular function: G protein-coupled receptor activity. The transcript is spliced from 25 exons. The record is from RefSeq and is a predicted model, not a curated record. Gene Ontology annotation, biological process: adenylate cyclase-activating G protein-coupled receptor signaling pathway; cell surface receptor signaling pathway. Gene Ontology annotation, cellular component: membrane. Bases 1 to 2595 code for a protein of 864 amino acids.
AUGGGCCAGUGUCCCUGCCUCCAGGUGUUAGGCACAGCCUCACACUAUUGGCCACUGGAUAAGGUGGACGGGAUCCAUGGAUUGUGGGACCAGAUUGGAAACAGACCAGCUCUUCAAAUCCACAAGCACACUGUGCUCCCUUCCUCCCAUAACUCUUCCUCUGUGUAUACCAAUGACUCUGCCUACACUAAUGUUUCUGCAACAGUAGACAUAGUUGAAGGGAUGGUCAACAAGGGGAUCUAUCUGAAUGGAGAUAAUGGAGGCACAUUUCUCCACUUUGGGAACUACCAGAACUCCUGCAUUAGUGACCCCACUCUGUGUGGCCCUGAGGGGAUUACAUUUUCCUUCUUUUGGAAGAACCAGGAGGCAGAGUCCCGUUUUGCAAUAGUCUCUGGAGGGAAAGUCAUCUCCAAUGGCUUCUCUGUCUAUGCCAAUGCCUACAUUGGAUACGUAGAGUUCUACACACGAGGAAACUUCAAGAGGUGGAGGGCUAACAUCAAUAUACUAGGGCCCUUCUGGACCCACAUUCUGUUCACCUGGACCCUGAAGGAUGGUCUCAACAUCUACAUCAAUGGGACAUUCAACACCAGUGACCCCACUGGCAACGUGUCUAUGAACUAUGGAGACCCUUACCCUGACCUGGUCAUUGGGACAGGAAAUGACCAGUCCUAUGGACACCAUUUGACAGGAGCCUUUGAUGAGUUUAUCAUCUGGGAGAGGGCUCUGUCACCAGAGGAGAUCCUUAUGUACUACAAGGCUGCCAUAGUUGUGGACGGAAACACAGAUGUGUCCCAUUCUAUCACCACCAGGCUGAGUGAGGAGAUCCACAGCUCCCAGGACCCUCUGCCCAUGCAAGGCUUCCUGGAGUUUCUGCCAUUCAGCCUGCCCAACAAGACCAUCCCCCAAGACACUGCCAACAACCUCACACAGGCCUUUCUGAAGAGUGUGGGGGAAGUACUGUCUUCUGAAGUGGCUCGAGAGGAUGAGGAGUCCACCCCUGUGGUCAGUGGGCUGAUUGAGACAGUGGACAAAGUGAUGGUCCAGAUGGUGUCCAGCCUGGAGUCCAGCCCCAGCCCUCACUCUCUCAUCUCACUGGGAGGAAAGUCCUUUGUAGCAGAUUACUCUCUAAUGAAGAUCCCACAGAACUACAAUCUUCCACUCUACCGCUUCCCCACGCAAGGAAAGAACUACAUCUCAGUGCCUGGCGAGGCAUUCACCAUGCAGUCCCAAACCACCAUUGUGGGUGUGUUCUACCACAACAUGCACAACUACUACACAGGGAUCAACCCCCUCAGGACCAGGAUCAACGAGGCAGCUGAUUUCAAAGACCAUAAGAUCCAGGUGGCCAGUUUCCUCAUCUCACUGAAGGUGGAGCCAUCGCCUGCCCUGUCCGUCAACCUGUCUGGGUCUCCGCUCAUCAAGAUCGUCCUCACACACAUCCUGAACAGGGAUCAGCAGGGUCAAGCCUUAAACCAGAGCAACAAAGUGUACCUCUACUGUGCCUUCCUCGACUACAGUUCAAAGGAGGGUGUUUGGUCCAAUGAGGGCUGUGUGCGGUCCGAAGGGAACAUAUCCUACUCGGUGUGUCUGUGUAAUCAUCUCACCAACUUCGCCAUCCUCAUGCAGGUGGUGCCCAUGGAGCUUUCCAAGACCCACCAGGUGGCACUAUCAACCAUCAGUUACACUGGCUGUGCCAUCUCCAUCUUUUGUCUGACCAUCACUCUGGUGACGUUUGCAAUCCUGUCGACAGUGAGCACUAUCUGUAACCAACGCUACCACAUCCAUGCCAACCUGUCCUUUGCCAUUCUGGUUGCCCAGAUCUUGAUGCUCAUCAGCUUCCGCUUUGACCCGGGCACGCUGCCCUGUAAGGUGAUGGCUGUGCUGCUCCACUUCUUCUUCCUGAGUGUGUUUGCCUGGAUGCUGGUGGAGGGCCUGCACCUCUACAGCAUGGUCAUCAAGGUUUUCGGCUCCGAGGGCAGCAAGCAUUUCUACUACUACGGGAUUGGCUGGGGGUCUCCACUGGUGAUCUGUGUGGUUUCUAUGACAUCAGCCUUGGACAGCUACGGAGAGGUUGGGAACUGUUGGCUGUCUUUGAAGAUCGGGGCUAUUUGGGCCUUUGUGGCACCAGCACUGUUUGUCAUUUUGGUGAAUAUUGUGAUUCUUAUAUCUGUGACGAGGAUCAUCUCUCGUAUUAGUUCAGAGAAUUACAAGGUUCAUGGAGAUGCCAACGCAGUCAAGCUGACUGCAAAGGCAGUGGCUGUACUCCUUCCUAUUCUGGGCAUCUCCUGGAUCUUUGGGGUACUGGCCAUCAACGAUCACUCACUAAUGUUCCAGUACAUGUUUGCUGUGUUCAACUCAUUACAGGGAUUCUUUAUUUUCCUGUUCCAUUGUCUUCUCAACUCUGAGGUCAGAGCUGCCUUCAAGCACAAAACCAAGGUGUGGUCGCUUACCAGCAGCUCCAUUCGCAAUAUCAAUGUGAAACCCUUCAACUCUGAUGUUAUUAAUGGAAACAGAGGAGGCGUGAGCCCCACAAAGAUAAACACAUGGGACAAAAGCACCUACUCAGCCAAUCGGAUCGACCUGUCCGCUGUGUAA